Siniperca chuatsi (mandarin fish) is the source of this 3538-nucleotide messenger RNA. It is a transcript of the gene hltf, whose product is annotated as helicase-like transcription factor. NCBI's taxonomy places the organism in Eukaryota, Metazoa, Chordata, Actinopteri, Centrarchiformes, Sinipercidae. The transcript has 25 exons. Gene Ontology annotation, molecular function: zinc ion binding; ATP-dependent chromatin remodeler activity; ATP binding. The record is from RefSeq and is a predicted model, not a curated record. The coding region runs from base 137 to 3049 and encodes 970 amino acids.
GCUGACUUGACAGUUCCUGAUUUCCAAAACAUCAGCAAGUUAUGUAACGUUAGCAUAAACAUCAACGCAUCAGAAACGCCAAACAAGAAUCGUUUCUGAAAAAUCGACAACCACCGAGGGGAAGAAAGAUAGUGUCAUGUUUUCCCGCAGGUGGAGGUUCGGUUGGGACAGAUACAGUGAGGUGGACCUCUUCACAGACCGCCAUGAGACCAGUGCAGAGACCCUCUCCCAGGCCAUCAGAGCUGCAGCAUCUGAGGAGCCGGACGCAGACGGCAGCGUGCUGUUUGGCCAUCUGCAGGGCACUGUGGUCGGCCUCAGAUAUUACACAGGGGUGGUGAAUCUAGGGGAAAUGGUUGGUUUAGUGCGACAGCCCCAGAAUCCAUACGACCGCAAUGCAGUGAUGGUCGCCAACAUUUAUGGCAACCAAGUGGGUCAUAUCAAGCGGGAGCUAGCAGCAGCUAUGGCCUACGUCAUGGACAACAAUUUGGCUAAAGUAGAGGGGGUGGUUCACUCAGGGACGAAAAACUCGUUCACCAUGCCAGUGAUGCUGUCCUUCUGGGGGAAGGAAGAGAACAAAAAUGCUGUGAUUGAAUCCAUGGCAUGUCGUGGAUAUAAACUGAACACAAGUGGAAGCAGACCAACAGGUGCAAAUCAGAAAUCAUAUAACAGUCAAGGUGCUCGGGCAUUGCCAUCUAAAAAAGGUUUGACCAUCCCACUAACUGCAGAGGAGCUGAAGAAUGCAUUUGACAACCUUUUUGAGGGCUUGAUGGAGAGUAAAGAUGGAGAGAAAGAAGCAGCCAAGUGUGUGGGUACUCCUCUCCUGCCUCACCAGAAGCAGGCACUGUCCUGGAUGUGUGCUCGGGAAAACAAAUCUGUGCUGCCACCCUUCUGGGAGAAGAGAGGCGAGCUGUACUAUAACAGCCUCACAUGUUUCUCUGCCAAAGAAAUACCAGAGAGAGUUCGUGGGGGAAUACUGGCAGAUGACAUGGGACUGGGAAAAACUCUGACAACCAUCGCUCUGAUCCUCACCAACUUUCACAAAGGAAAGCCUCUGCCUGUGGAGAAAUGUAAGGAGCAGAAUUCAACCCUCAAAACCAAAUCUAAACCACAGAUGGCCUCCAAACUGCAAGGAAGCAGCAGUGCAGGAGAUGGAGCAGGAGUGAGUGAUGCAGGAGCUGGUUCUCUAUGCUCAGACCUUCCUCAGGUGGAGGUGAUCUCUGUUGAUUCGCCAGAUGUAGUGGAGAUAGUGAACAAGUCAGAUAAAAGUACAAACAAAGAAAAGAUGAAAGCCACCAAGCGAAAGCCCAGUAAAGAGGCCCCCAUAUUGCUGGAGGAUCUGGACUUUGCUGCAGCACUGGGUGGCUCAGCAUCAGAUACAGGCUCAAAGAAGAAGAAAACUGCAAAGAAGGCCACUCCCACACUGAGUGUGGAAUCCUCCAUCGCUGAAAGUGCAGAUGACUUAUCAGCUAGAGCGACUCUCAUUAUCACCCCGCUCUCUGUGCUCAGCAACUGGCUGGACCAGUUUGAGCAGCAUGUGCAUGCUAACGUGAAGCUAAACGUGUAUCUGUAUUACGGCUCAGAGCGCAACAGGAGCAAGAGGUUUCUGUCCUCUCAGGACGUGGUGAUCACCACCUACAACGUCCUCUCUGCCGACUUUGGGAAUAAGAGUCCUCUCCAUGGGAUCAAUUGGCUGAGGGUUGUGCUGGACGAAGGACAUGUCAUAAGAAACCCCAAUGCACAAAUGAGUAAGGCUGUGCUCGACCUAAAAGCUCAGCGGCGCUGGAUUUUGACAGGUACUCCUAUUCAGAACAGUGUGAAGGACCUGUGGAUGCUGCUGGCCUUCCUGCGUCUGAAGCCCUUCGAUGUGAGGGAGUGGUGGAACAGAGUGAUCCAGAGACCCGUUACUCAAGGAGACAGAGCUGGCCUGCAGAACCUUCAGACCUUGGUGAAGUGCAUCACUCUGAGGCGGACCAAGAGCAGUGAGGUGAAUGGGCGCCCCCUGGUGUCUCUGCCUGAGAAGACAGUAUGUGUGGAGCAGGUCGAGCUGAGCCAGCCAGAGAGAGAGGAGUACGAGCUGGCACGCAAUGAGGGAAGAAACACUAUCGGCAGAUACGUAGCUGAAGGGACAGUCUUGAGGAAUUAUGCUGAUGUGCUGGCCAUCCUGAUGAGGCUUCGACAGCUCUGCUGCCACCCUGAUCUGCUGGCAAAAACAUCCUCAGACCUGGGUGCUGCAGCGACGCCUGCAGAGCUGCGAGAGCGUCUGAUAGAGAAGCUACGGUUGGUGUUGGCCAGCGGCUCUGAUGAGGAGUGCUCUGUGUGUCUGGACUCUGUCCAUCUGCCCGUCAUUACACACUGUGCCCACGUUUACUGCCGGCCCUGCAUCGCCCAGGUUAUCAGCACUGAGCAGGAAGUGGCACGCUGUCCUCUCUGUCGAAGUGAGAUCAAGUCCAGUGAACUGGUGGAGUUUCCACAGGAGGAAAUCGAGGAAGAGAACAGUACAAACUCUGAGAAGUGGAGGGCAAGCUCGAAGGUGCAGGCACUGAUGGGAAACCUGCUCAGGCUGCGAUGUGAAGACAGCAGCAUUAAGUGUUUGGUCGUCUCUCAGUUUACACGCUUCCUCACCAUACUGGAGACUCCACUCAGAGAGCAUGGUUUCAGUGUUGUGCGUUUGGACGGCACCAUGAGCCAAAAGAGGAGGACUCAAGUCAUCCAGGAGUUUCAGAGCUCUGCAGCCAACAGCCCUGCUAUCAUGCUUCUGUCACUCAAAGCUGGGGGGGUGGGGCUUAACUUGACAGCCGCCUCUCAUGUUUUCCUCAUGGACCCUGCAUGGAAUCCUGCUACUGAGGAGCAGUGUAUCGACCGCUGCCACCGUCUGGGACAGAAGAGGAAAGUCAUCGUCACCAAGUUCAUUGUGAAAGGUUCAGUGGAGGAGAGCAUGGUGAAGAUCCAGCGGCAGAAGCAGGACCUGGUGGAGAAAGCAUUUGGCUCAACCAACACUGAUAGGAAAACAUCUCGCAUUGAUGACAUCCGAGCUCUGAUGGAGCUGUAGAUGUCUGACAGUGGACCUGAACUGAUGUAUUAACAUGGAAGCAACGCAAACAUUGAGUGGUAUUUGAACUGUAUUGACAGUUGGAGUCUCACAGUUCACAUCUGAAGGAUUGCAGAGAAUUUUUGCACACACUGUCAACGUUUUGUUAUAUUUCAAAAAUAUUUUUAUUUUAUAGUUGAUCAUUAUUCAUGUUUGAAAUUCUGUUUUAUUUCUACUUCUACUGAAUGAUAAAGUUUUGAUACUGAUUCAAUUACAGGAUGCACCUCUUGGAAAGCUUUCAUUUUUGUUCAGUUGUGAUCUGUAGGACCUGUCAUAAUUUACAAUUUGAUCAUAAAAAUAUCAAAAGGUGUGCUAAUGCAUGGAUUACUGAUAUUGUACAUUUGUCGCUUCUGUAUUUAACCAGACAUAGAGCAGCUUUCAGAAUUUCUGUGCUUUUCUAAAAAAAAAAAAAAACCCACGAAAUAAAAGGGUAUAAUUAUGUUUACUACA